CCAAUUCCGCACGUGUGGGAAUCUCUUCUGGGGCGAGGCAGAAACAAUUUCGAACAAGAAAACAACAAACUACAAAGGCGGACCUCAAACCCUUUCACUCUUAACCCGAUUCCAUAAACACUUUUCACGUCCGUACCCCUAAACACAAACUCGAAUCCAGGCAAAAUCACGCCGGAGAGAAAAAAAAAUCGAUCGCAGCUGCUUCUCGUUUUCUGCUGCGGCAACACGACAAAGUUGGCAUCUUUUUGCUAGGGAUUUCCUGCGCCGCCGCUGCGGUUUCUUCGCGGCUUGCUUUUUUGGGGUUUCCGUCGUUUUUUCAGCUGCGUUAGCUUUGGGGAAUCUUUGUUCUGCGAAACGUGGCUAUGGAUUACGAACCGUUCGACAGUAGCGGAACUGAUGAUGAUUUUCCCCCACCACAUCAAAAUCAAAAUAGAAUGUCGAGAGGUGGCCGUAUUUCUGGUAAUGGAAGACCUCCUCCCAUUGGUUCUGUCCCAUAUACUAGGAUGUACGAUGAUGCUGACAUGGAAGCCAAAAUCCACCAAAUCGAGCAAGAAGCAUACUGUUCGAUUCUACGAGCUUUCAAAGCUCAAGCUGAUGCAAUUUCUUGGGAGAAGGAAAGUUUAAUAACUGAGCUAAGAAAAGAGUUGAGAUUAUCGAACGAGGAGCACAGGGAUCUUCUCAGCAGGGUCAAUGUGGACGAGACAAUCAGUACAAUAAGGGAAUGGAGAAGACAAGGUGGGGUCCAGCCUGGCAUUCAUGGUACAAGCCACGAUGCAUUGCCCAGUCCUUCCAUAUCAGCUUCUCGUAAAAAGCAGAAAUUAGCCCCUUCAUUACCUUUUCAGCCUCAGCCGAAUCAGCCUUCCUCGUCAGCAGCAAAGCGUGGCCCCCCCAUGAUGGUUCCAAAGGGCAAAAAACAUAAACCCAUGCCACCUGGCUCAUCUUCGAUGAAAAUGCAGGGUCCUCCUGGUCCAGCUGGCAGGGGUAGAUUUGGGACCCGCGUUCCUUCGGGUGGUCUUGCAAAUGAAUUUGCAGAAGGGGGUUCGUUUGAUUCGUUGAUUGGAAGGAAAGUUAGAACUAGAUGGCCUGACGAUAAUAGUUUUUACGAGGCUGUGAUAACUAAUUAUAAUCCAAUUGAGGGUGUACAUAAUCUUGUUUACGACAUGAAUACUCCAAACGAAACAUGGGAGUGGGUCAACUUAUCUGAGAUGGCUCCGGAAGAUAUACAAUGGGAAGGUGAAGACCCUGGAAUAUCUCGUCAUGGUGGGCCCGGCAAUGGGAUGAUUAGGCGUCCAGGUUCCGGAAGAGGAAGAGGGUUGACCAAGAGUCAACCCAGGAAAGGCUUUCCGCCUUCUCAGAAUGGGGUCGGAAAGCAGGGUGCCGACGACAUCCAAUUGCUUCAUACUGACACCUUAAUUAAGGAGGUGGAGAGGGUUUUUAGUGCUGAUCAAAUCGACCCUGUGGAGGUAGAGAAGGCAAAGAGAGUGCUGAAGGAGCAUGAACUAGCACUUACUGAUGCCAUUUCAAGGCUCUCAGAAUUAUCCGACGGUGAAAGUGAUGAGGGUGGUCGCUUCUUACACGGACAAGGAUUGGAAAGAGAAUAAGGAUGCGAUGGUUGUAUUUUCGAGCCAAAGAUUUGGAUGGUUGUAUCUAACUAUUUUAUGAAUAUGGUAAAAAUGUAGAUUGAUUUAGGAGUCCCUGUACUAAUGCCAUAGUUAAGUUAUACAAUCUUCCAGCAUUUUGAUUAUUUUUUAGUUAAGUAAUUUAGUAGGUGGAUGGGUUUUUGUUCUUUAUUUAAUUUUGAUGUAAAAUAUUAGAUUAGACAUUAGCUUCUCUCUUGUAAACUGUGGAUAUAUUUAGUUUCUCUCUAUCUCUCC
Messenger RNA from Erythranthe guttata (spotted monkey flower), 1874 nucleotides. Its product is annotated as protein EMSY-LIKE 3. Gene Ontology annotation, biological process: defense response to fungus. Lineage: Eukaryota; Viridiplantae; Streptophyta; Magnoliopsida; Lamiales; Phrymaceae. The record is from RefSeq and is a predicted model, not a curated record. Gene Ontology annotation, cellular component: nucleus.